GGCUGGGGAGGAAGCGUGCAGGGAGUGCCCGGGCUGUGUAUACUAUGAGCAGUGCUGGGGAUUUGGAUUUGGCUCCUAUGGCAGAGGCCGCUCAGCUAGUGACCAGCCCGCAGCCCAUGGCUGAUAACCGGGACUCUGAGAUGAAGCGUCACCGGAUCACAGACAGCUCUGGCGAGGAGGAUCCCGAGCUCGGACGCUGUGGUUGGGUUCUGCUCAUUGUGUCAUACAUCCUCAUCGUGAUCACAUUUCCCAUAUCAAUAUGGAUGUGCAUAAAGAUUGUGAAGGAAUACGAACGUGCCAUCAUUUUCAAGUUUGGGCGUAUUAUGCGUGGAGGCCCAAAGGGGCCAGGUAUGUUCUUCAUCGUCCCCUGCACAGACAACUUUAUUAGAGUGGACUUGAGGACCAUCACAUUUGACAUUCCACCCCAAGAGAUUCUGACAAAAGAUUCUGUGACCGUCAGCGUGGAUGGCGUUGUCUACUACCGAGUCCAGAACGCCACUAUGGCGGUGGCUAAUAUCACCAAUGCAAACUCCGCCACCCGCCUGCUAGCCCAGACCACUCUCAGGAAUGUUUUGGGCACUAAAAACCUGUCGCAGAUCCUUUCUGACAGGGAGGAGAUCGCCCAAAGCAUGCAGUCUUCCCUGGACGUUGCCACAGAUGAUUGGGGUAUCAAGGUGGAGCGCGUGGAGAUUAAAGAUGUGAAAUUGCCGGUUCAGCUGCAGAGGGCGAUGGCGGCUGAAGCGGAGGCCACUCGGGAAGCCAAAGCCAAGGUUAUUGCAGCGGAGGGUGAAAUGAAUGCGUCCCGUGCGCUGAAGGAAGCGGCGAUCGUUAUCUCGGAGUCUCCUGCCGCCCUGCAGUUGCGUUACCUCCAGACGCUGAACACCAUCGCUGCGGAGAAGAAUUCCACCAUCAUCUUCCCGCUGCCCAUUGAUAUGCUGCAAGGACUCAUGGGAGGCAGGCAGUGAUUCUCUGGCCCAAGCACGGCCCUCCUGGAGGAGGGUUGCUCUAGCUAGUGGGAGGAGUCCAUUUGCUAAGAACAUACAGUGCAGCGGACGUGCGCUUCUGUCUUUUAAAAGAGCCAUAGGGUCCUCUCUACCAAGACAUUUAAUGUACCCCUAUAUACUCUAUAUCCCAAGCUUCAUUGUAAAACAUGCAGAAACAAAAACAUUUUUAUCCUUUUUAUAAUAUACUAGGUGCUUCAUCGCGCCCUACGGGCGCUCUUCACACCGUCGCAAGGGGCUCCGCCCCAUUACCCUUGCAUGCCUUUCUGGGGUUCAAUAUUUGUAUUAUAUGGAGUAUUACCUGCAUUCCUUUGUUAAUGGUUAUAUAUUGCACAAUGAAAGGGCGUGCGAUGGUGAAGGAGGCGC
Pseudophryne corroboree (corroboree frog) is the source of this 1367-nucleotide messenger RNA. Its product is annotated as stomatin-like. The coding region runs from base 45 to 965 and encodes 306 amino acids. The transcript is spliced from 7 exons. The record is from RefSeq and is a predicted model, not a curated record. Gene Ontology annotation, cellular component: plasma membrane. Lineage: Eukaryota; Metazoa; Chordata; Amphibia; Anura; Myobatrachidae.